Molecule: messenger RNA, 624 nt
Organism: Triticum turgidum subsp. durum (durum wheat)
Lineage: Eukaryota; Viridiplantae; Streptophyta; Magnoliopsida; Poales; Poaceae
Source: the annotation of a GenBank genome assembly
AUGUCGUCGUCGGGCCAGAUCACACCGGCAGAAGAAGUCUGCUACGUGCACUGCAACUUCUGCAACACCGUACUCGCGGUGAGUGUCCCUGGGAACAGCAUGCUCAACAUCGUGACAGUCCGGUGCGGGCACUGCACAAACCUACUUUCGGUGAGCCUGAGAGGGCAGAUGCACUCACCGGUCCCUCCUGCGGCACAGGUCCAGGAGAGCAGCCUGAGCAAGCCCAAUGGCAGCAACGGCUUCAUUCGUGACCACGGCAGCGCCUACAAUAGCCCGGAGUUUGCUUCGUCUUCUUCUUCAUCGUCGUCCAAAUUCCGGAUGCCGACGAUGAUGUUCUCAUCGCAAAACGAUCUGCUGCAGGAGCAAACGCUGCACGCACGUCCUCCUGAGAAGAGGCAGCGUGUUCCUUCGGCGUACAACAGAUUCAUCAAGGAAGAGAUACGAAGGAUCAAAGCAAACAACCCCGACAUUAGCCACAGGGAAGCUUUCAGCACUGCCGCAAAGAACUGGGCACAUUAUCCAAACAUCCAUUUCGGUCUAAACCCCGAGCGCGACGGUGGCAAGAGGCUCGCCGUCGACGAUGCCGCGCCGGCUGCCAAGAAGAUCCAAGGUUUCUGUUCAUAG